AUGGCCGCCCCCGGCCGCCGUUCUGCCGCCACCGUCGUUUUUGCAGCUAUCGCAUCCUGCGCCGCAGCACAGCCGCCGGCGGGCCCGGGAUCGGACAACCACAUGAGUUUAUCCGACGUGAUGACCAUCUCCUUCUUCAUGGCCAUUUUCUUCCCCGUGUUCGUCGUCCUCCUCGCGUUCGCCUGCCUCCGCCUGUUCCGGCCGCCAGAUGAGCCAGCGGGCGCGGAGUCCACCUCGUCGGAGUGGUCGCGCCACAAGGAGGGCCUUGACGCGGCGGAGAUCGCGGAGCUCCCGCUGGUCUCCUACCGGGACGUCAAGCAGCACCGGAUCAGCGACGGCCUCAACGACCCGCUGGAGUGCGCGGUGUGCCUCCAGGAGUUCGAGGACGACGACAGCCUGCGCCUCCUCCCGACGUGCCCGCACGCGUUCCACCCGGUGUGCAUCGGCCUCUGGCUCGAGAAGCACGUCACGUGCCCGCUCUGCCGCGCCAGCGUCCUCGACCCGCCGGCGGCGGUGCAGCUGGAGGAGCUGCAGCCCCCGUCGCCGCCUCAAUCGCCGCCGGUCCACGACACGGUGGUGCUGAUCGAUGGCCCCGGCCGCCACGACGAGGACCGCGAGCGGAUCAGGGUCGUCGCUGUGGGGAUGCGGCGCGAGGCGGCCGGGCGUCAGGCGCUGCCGCGAUCGAACUCGACGGGGCACGAUCGCGCCGGCGGGAUGGAGCGGUUCGCUCUGCGGCUGCCGGAGCACGUUCGCCUCGAGAUCCUGAUGUCGCACAGGCUGAGGCACGUGACGAGCGCGGUGGCGUCCGUGCGCGUCAGGGAGGGCAGCGCCCACGACAUGGCGGCUGGCGGGAAUUCGGUGCGGAACGCCAUGGCGAGGCUGGCCUCACUGUUCGCGCCCGGAGCUGGGUGGAAGGGCGACGACGAGGAGAUAUCCGGCGGCUCGUCUCGCCGUCGGCGCGAUGACUCGGCGCGAGGAGCAGCAGAAGACAAGAGAAGCGAUUGAUGAAUUGGGGAAAAAAGGAGAUAGGAACAACCUUUUGAGGUAUUGGCUAAUUAAGCUCCAAGAUUAGCUAGUUUUGUUCGUUUGAUUGUGAA
Lolium rigidum is the source of this 1097-nucleotide messenger RNA. Its product is annotated as E3 ubiquitin-protein ligase ATL6-like. The coding region runs from base 1 to 1005 and encodes 334 amino acids. The transcript has a single exon. Lineage: Eukaryota; Viridiplantae; Streptophyta; Magnoliopsida; Poales; Poaceae. The record is from RefSeq and is a predicted model, not a curated record.